UCGAUCAGCCGAGCAGAAACCGCUGCUGCGACCGACCAAGACUCGGGCAUUUCCCACGAUCCCAUCCAUCCGCCAUGGUCUUCUGAGCACGGCUGGUGUUUUUGCCCUCUCCGCCUGAAUGCGCCGCCCUGACUCUUGCUGGCCGACUGAAACGCUAACUGUAGAAUGGCGAUUCGAGCCGGGUAGUGCGAGUCCGCCGCGUGCGUGGCGGCACUUGCCUUGCAAGCGAAACAUUAUCGAAGGGAGCGACGUUUCUUGACCUCUCAGCAAAGCUCAGCAAUGAUCACCAGCCAGAACCCCAGAGCCUUCAUUUACAUACUUCUGGUGGCUGCCUAUCGGAGUCUUUCAAAGCCUGAUUCACAUAUACAGGCCAAAUUCCGAAGCAUCCGAUUGUUACCCUCUUCUCAGCAGUUCCGUACCGCAAUUCCUGUGGUUUUGAGGCGUCGGAAGUUCUAUUAUAGUAUUUAUUCGAAGGCCCUUUGAAGCGCCGACCCUUCUAGUACUGGGCGCGAGCGCCGCAAGUAUUUUCUUGGGGCGAACGGUUGCUUUGAAGCAGUUUCUUUCGAGUUAAGCAACAAAUAUUGAGGCGUUUUUUUUUAAUUUCUUCAAGAGUCUUUUUGAGAAACUUGCGGUGGAGUGUCAUCAUGAAGGCCACGCUGCUCGUGGUCCCUGUGACUGCACUCGCAGCGCUCCUCCUUUGCCUCCUCUCGCAACACUCUCCGCGUGUUGCGGCGGUGGCCCCGCCGACGAAGUCGCAGCUGAAGGCGGAGCUGUCGAAGCUCGCGAACAGCGUGGCGAAGAAAUACCCCCAGUACUCGAGUUACACGAGCACUGUCAAGAAGUACUUGGGCCUCGCAUUGAACUCAAAGUACGACCUGUCAGUGCUUGCCAACGCAACCAUCCUCAUCCCCACCAACACCGAGGCAGAAGCCCUCCUUAAGAAGCUCCCCUUUAAGAAGACAAACAUCCCCAAGAUCUACAACAUCACUGCGUUCCACCUCUUGCGUAUAAGACGCUUUAUGCCACAGCUUAAAGCCCUGAAACCGGGGCAGGCCGUGGGGACUCAGUUGAAGCAGGCUCUUUAUAAGUUUAAUCCGGUAAAUGCGCCGAGGGUGUCAUUUGGGAGGACGCGCAAGGCGCCGGCGUCUACGUGGACGACGAUUGUGAAUCCGAGAAUGUACGCCGGGCCGUAUUUUGUGGCGCAUGGCGUGAACAAGGUUCUGAUUCCGUCUGGCACCAAGGUGUGAUGUGCGGUAACGUUGAAGCAAGUGGAGGGGGCGGGUGUGGACGACCAUUGUGACUCCAACCAUGUACGAUGGGCCGUACGUUGUGGCGCAUGGCGUGAGCAAGGUUCUGAUCCCCUUGGCACCAAGGCGUGAUGUGCGGUGAUGAGGAAGGAGGAGGUGAAGGAUGGAGCAGGAGCGGUGAAGGCUGUAGGGGGCAACGAAUGGAGGGGUGAAAGAUGAAAAGGGAGAAGCAUGGAGGGGAACACAGAUGGGGAGAUGAGAGUGGUUGGCUCCUUUGGGUUAUAAUUCCUUUCUACAGCAAGACGUGGCAAGGUGCUUCACAAGACUGGGGGAAAGGGCAUCGAUAGGAGGGGGAUAGAGAGGGGGGAGUGGGUCAGAGGGAAGGGGAAAGGGGAUAGGGGGGGGUGACAAUCAUGGAGACAGGGCAACGGACGAGGCCCGUUAGAGGAGGGGAGCAAAUGCAGCGGCUAGGAUGCAUAUUGAAGGCAGCGGGACUGCAGCGGGGGGCCAGCUGGGUGCGAUUUGAAGGCUGCUGAAUGUGAAUAAAGAAGACUCGAGUCGUCCAAGAUCGCAUCGCAUCCUCUCGUUAUGAGGACGGGGGACCGCACAGCAGUCAUUGUGCGCGACUCAGUGAGGGCGUGGAGGUUUUACUGAUGGCAAGUUAUGGGGUGCUUCUAUCUAGAAGCUUUGGUGGAUGUUGGGAUCAUUGGUAGCUCAGCUUGUACAUAGAAAUGUUGUGAUCCCAUGUCCACAAAUGAUAAUGCACCCACAUUCAGUUUCUUAGAGCUUGUCAGAACAAGAUAUUACUUUGUUGCGGUUAGGUAAGGUGAUGCAU
Messenger RNA from Closterium sp. NIES-67, 2082 nucleotides. Lineage: Eukaryota; Viridiplantae; Streptophyta; Zygnematophyceae; Desmidiales; Closteriaceae. The record is from the annotation of a GenBank genome assembly.